AUGUAAAAAGCAUUUAAUAUUCCACAGUAAUAAAUUGUAUCAAACUCGAACCAAACUUCUACAAAUAGAUCUUAACGAUCUCACUCUCCAAAUCAGAGGAUCGUAUCAAAUUUCAGAGAUUCAAGUCGCGAUUAAUGCAGUUAGAUAUCAAAUUAGUAAAUUGGAGAAAUAGAAAUGCUUAAACAGAAAGUGAAAUUGUUAUAAAAUGAAAAUGAAAGAUUACGAAAUUAAUUAGAUUAAGCAAAUUAGAAAAUCAAAUAAUUCUAGAAUAUAGAACAUGGAUAGAUAAAUUAGAGUAUAUUCAAGACAACCAUGUUCGAAUUAGUAGUAUUGUAAAAAGUUGUUGAAUAAUUGCAAUAGAUGAAAUUGGCAUUCUUAAAAUAAUAGCAAUAAAAUGAGUAGAAUAAGCUAUCCCAAAAAGAAUUGGAGAGAUAUAAUUAAGAAGGAACUCUAAUAGUUAUUAGUGAGUUGAGAAGCAAACUAUCAAUUGAGAAAUUGGAUAUUGAAAAGGAGAGUUCUAAUUAUGAGGAUAAGAGAUAAUAAUUUGAACAAGGAGGAAGAUGCGAAGCAAGAAGGAAGGCAGAAACAUCGGAUCCAAGUGAUUUUAGAUAAUAGAACAGUUCUAUAAGCUUUAUUUAAUCGAAAGGGUGUGGAAGUAAUGCUUAUAGGAGUGGGAAGUGA
Molecule: messenger RNA, 681 nt
Organism: Paramecium tetraurelia
Lineage: Eukaryota; Ciliophora; Oligohymenophorea; Peniculida; Parameciidae
Exons: 2
Source: RefSeq, a predicted model, not a curated record